UCCACGAAGCAGCACGUGUUGACGCGUCUUCCUUAGCUGGUUCCACACUCCACGUGGCACAUUCCUAUCGGUCGACGCCAUAGAAAUCAUCCCAGCCGUCAGAAACAUCGCCCAACAACGCAUACUUACGAACACCAUUUCUUACACUCUUUCUCUCUCUGACUCGCGGAAAGAAAAUAAAUGGAAUUUUAGAGAGAGAAAGGGAUUGGUCCAGUUACUACCAAAGCCUCGUUGCUUUGACUGUCAAGAAGGACCUUGGUUCACCACAGAUGUGCCGAAGGCAACAUUGCUGUACCUAUUACAAGCACAAUUCAAAUGCCAUCCCUAAAAAUGAAGAGCAAAGUAAGUGUGAGCUGUUUGACAGAGAGAAAGGAUAUUCAAAUCUGUCCAAAAUCAAAAGUAAUUUCCAAAACCUCAUGUUCUAAAAUCAUGAUUUCUGCACAAGAAGUAGAGAUCGAUGCAACUAUUCAAAAUUGUAUAGAUGUUUCUUCAAGGUCGCUGCCCAAAGACAUUGCAAGUGAUCAAUCUACUGACAGCAAAGAAUUUCUGGAUCAUGAAAAUACUGAAUCCCAACACCAAUUUUCUGAACUGAACAAUCCCUGUCCAGAAAACUUAGAAACAAUUUUUUCUCCUGCUUUUGAGCCCACUGAUGUCCGUUCACCACAUUAUACCGAAAAAGGUACAGGGAGCUUUGGUGAUGCUAACAUGGCAGGAGUGGGAGCUGAUGAGGGAAAAAACAUAUGUCACUUUGAAACAUGUGAUGUAUCCGAUUUUUACAUUUCUGACAUGAUCAUUACAAGCUUACCUUUUUAUGGAAGUUCCUUGGAUGAUGUUGGUGAAACCAACUACUUAUCUGCAUAUGGAUCCACCGAGCCAUCCGAGUUUUGUUCUUCUGAGCAGUACAUGAUCCUGCCUGCUCGUGAAGAUGAUGCUAAAGUUGGCUGUACUACAGAUACCAUGUCAUGUGAAGAAACCAUUAUGGUUCAUGAAAGUGCUCGCUUGUAUUCCGCUAUAGCUCAGAUAAGAUCCUGCAACCAGGACUCUGAUGUUAAAGGUGAUUUGGAUAAGGCAGAGUGCUUUGAUCCACAAUCAUUUAUCAAGAAAUUACCGGAACUAUCAGAAGUAGAAUUAAAUGGUCAGCACACACUAAUUCCUAAGCAAUCUCUAAGAAGAAAGACAGUAACUCUAGUGCUUGAUUUAGAUGAGACCCUUGUUCAUUCUACACUGGAACAUUGUGACGAUGCAGAUUUCACUUUUAACAUUUUCUUCAAUAUGAAAGAUUACACAGUAUACGUAAAACAGAGGCCUUUCCUGCACACAUUCUUGGAGAGAGUAUCAGAGAUGUUUGAAGUAGUUAUUUUUACUGCCAGCCAAAGCAUAUAUGCAAAGCAACUACUUGAUAUAUUGGAUCCAGAUGAAAAAUUUAUUUCUCGCCGUGUGUAUCGAGAAUCGUGCCUGUUUUCAGAUGGAAACUACACAAAAGAUCUUACUAUAUUGGGUGUUGAUCUUGCAAAAGUUGUCAUAAUUGAUAAUUCACCUCAGGUAUUCCGGUUGCAAGUGAAUAAUGGUAUCCCCAUAAAGAGUUGGUUUGAUGAUCCAUUAGAUUGUGCGCUGAUGUCAUUACUUCCGUUUCUAGACACAUUGGCUGAUGCCGAUGAUGUGCGUCCUAUCAUUGCAAAGAGAUACGGUAACAAAGAAUAAGGUUUCUCCUUAGACCAAAUUUAGCAACUUUUUCUUUCUCUAGGUUUAGGAAAUUUAGCCUCUAAUUAGUUGCUAAAGCUCCUUUCCAUUCGAGUUGAGAUGCAUUAACCUAUACAAUAAACUAUUGGUUGUCUUAUUGUUGAGUCCACAGUUUGUUCUCUUUUCUUCUCUCAGUUAACAGAUCUGGAUUUCUCUAUUUCUCUUGAAAGGUAGUUGUAGCAACCAUCUCCUUUUCUUCUUUCCGUCUAGUCUUUGUACAGUUGAAUCUUGAAUAUUAUGUGCUGGUGUACAUGAAAUUUAUCAUAUUAUGGAAUACAGUUCUGGAAGUUACAUA
Messenger RNA from Trifolium pratense (red clover), 2035 nucleotides. Its product is annotated as CTD small phosphatase-like protein 2. The record is from RefSeq and is a predicted model, not a curated record. Gene Ontology annotation, molecular function: phosphoprotein phosphatase activity. The transcript is spliced from 7 exons. NCBI's taxonomy places the organism in Eukaryota, Viridiplantae, Streptophyta, Magnoliopsida, Fabales, Fabaceae. Bases 316 to 1701 code for a protein of 461 amino acids.